Messenger RNA from Balaenoptera musculus (blue whale), 4794 nucleotides. RefSeq names its product zinc finger protein 70 (gene ZNF70). Gene Ontology annotation, biological process: regulation of transcription by RNA polymerase II. The record is from RefSeq and is a predicted model, not a curated record. The transcript is spliced from 3 exons. Lineage: Eukaryota; Metazoa; Chordata; Mammalia; Artiodactyla; Balaenopteridae. Gene Ontology annotation, molecular function: RNA polymerase II cis-regulatory region sequence-specific DNA binding; DNA-binding transcription factor activity, RNA polymerase II-specific. Bases 207 to 1319 code for a protein of 370 amino acids.
GCUCUCGGGCCGCCGCGGGCUCCGCGUCAGCAGCCGCAGCCGAGCGAGGCCACGGCCGCGGGCAGGAGCAGCUCAGGUGUUGCCCCGCCCCGCUCUCCCGCGGCCCCGCCCCCGCUCAGGUGAGCGGCCCCGCCCCGGCCUAGAAUCUGAGAGCAGUAAGUGUGUCCCAAAGAGAAACAGUCACUGGGGGUGAGCCCGGACCCACAAUGGAGAUUCCCCCGGCAGCCAAGCUGGGUGAGGCUUUCGUGUUUGAGGAUGGGUUGGAGAUGCAGACAAACCUUUUCCCGGAGGAGGACCCGGGGGACCCUUUUCUUCAGGAAGGGGGUUUAGAGCAGAUGGCUGUCAUCUACAAGGAGAUCCCUCUGGGGGAGCAGGACGAUUAUGAGGGUAAUAGCAGUCUGUGCUCAAGCCCCGUCCAGCAUCAGAGCGUCCCCCCAGGAGACAGACCCCAGGACGAUGAGCCGUCCAGCCCAACCUUCCUCCAGAAAUCAGACCUGACUAUGUGCCAGAUAAUCCACAGCGGGGAAGCGUCCGGUAAGCCCGAUGGGGAGACGGCGGGCAGGGGGGACUCGGGACCCGAGGGGCCUCACAGGACUGCACAGCCAGCCAAGCCCUACGCAUGUCGCGAGUGCGGCAAGGCCUUCAGCCAGAGCUCGCACCUGCUCAGGCACCUGGUGAUCCACACGGGGGAGAAGCCCUACGAGUGCUGUGAGUGUGGCAAGGCCUUCAGCCAGAGCUCGCACCUGCUGCGGCACCAGGCCAUCCACACGGGGGAGAAGCCCUACGAGUGCCGGGAGUGCGGCAAGGCCUUCCGCCAGAGCUCUGCCCUUGCGCAACACCAGAAGACCCACACCGGGAAGAGGCCGUACGCAUGCAGGGAGUGCGGGAAGGACUUCAGUCGGAGCUCGAGCCUCCGGAAGCACGAGCGCAUCCACACCGGGGAGAAGCCCUAUCAGUGUAAGGAGUGCGGGAAAUCCUUCAACCAGAGUUCGGGCCUGAGCCAGCACCGGAAGAUCCACACGCUGAAGAAACCGCACGAGUGCGAGCUCUGUGGGAAGGCCUUCUGCCACCGGUCCCACCUCAUCCGGCACCAGAGGAUCCACACAGGCAAGAAGCCGUAUGCGUGCGAGGAGUGCGGGAAGGCCUUCAGCCAGAGCUCCAACCUCAUCGAGCACCGCAAGACACACACGGGCGAGAAGCCUUACAAGUGCCACAAGUGCGGCAAGGCCUUCAGCCAGAGCUCCUCGCUCAUCGAGCACCAGCGUAUCCACACCGAAUCCAGAAGAAGAAUAAACGUCAGAGGGAGAAAGUGGAGUUAAACCCAUGAAAAUGUCAGAUGAGCUCUAACAUCAGGCACUUUUAGAAGAAGUAACCGUGUUCGCGGUCCAAUCAACUGAAGGAAAAUGGAUCCAAAGUAGACGCGUCAGCAGCCCGCCUCGGGCACUGGUGGGGACGGCCAGCUCAGGUGACAGAGCAGAGGGAGGGUCUGGAGGACUCAUCCUGGGUGUGGGGGUGAGGCCCCUGUGUGCUCUCUCAGCCCUCCACCUGGGUUAGCUGAGGGCGGUUCUGGCCGGCAGCUCUUCCAGGAGGUGGAGGCGUGGUCCCGGAGGAGGCCGGGGGACGGUGCAGCCUGGCCCUGGCUCAGCCCGGGCAAAGGCUCACUGCUCCCCCGGGGGUAACCCUCCACCAGACCUAGGGCCCCAACCACAGCGUGCCUUGGACAUCAUUGGGGCCCGUCUCUGGUCGGCGCUCUGCAGCCUCCCCUCCGCCCUCCAGUGCAAGGGGAUAGAAGGUGAUUCGGUCAGAAGGUCUGGGUUCAAGUUCCAGUUCUGGCCCCUCCCUCACCUUGGUGACCCCUUCCGUGAGGUGGGCAUAUUGGGACUGGCCACAUUCCCCUAAGGGCUGGUGCAAGGCUCCUAUUCAGAGUGGGAACACGCAUGAACGUGCUUUGUCGGCUGGCGAUUGAGGAUGGAGACCCACAGUGACCCCUGCCCCACCUGCAAGGGAGGUGCAUCCCUGUCUGGUUCCCGACAUGGCAGGGCCCCCCCUUCAGCCAGGCUUUCCCUCCCUCCCUCCAGCUUGUGUUCUGGGUGCGGCGCCCUGAGCAGGACACUUCCUGCAUGCCGUCCCCGCAGCGGCAGUGUGUCUGCGUCCUGUCCUUCUCUCUGUCCUCCCCACUGGGGGUUGUUUAACGAGUACCAUUGUCUGCGUCCUGCCCUGACCAGUUCAGUUGGGCAUCCCCAGAGGUGGGGCUCCGGCAUGUUUUUAAAGUUCCCCAGGUGAUUAGAAGGUUCCCCUGCAUAGCAGGCUGUGAGCCCGUGCUGGCUCCCAGGCAGCCCCAGCAUCUCCCAGAUGGCAUCGUCCAGAGCAGAGCUUGAAGGUGGCCAUCCUGUCUCAGACCCCUGCCCACCACCCCAGGGAUGGGCUCAGGCAGUGCCGUGUCUGGCUGGUUGGUAGGCGUUUGUCCCAGGCCUUUGUGUGUCCAUGAGGAUCUUUAGUUCUGGCUCCCCGGGCUCCUCAGAGCUAGUGCAGGGAGGACGCAGUCUGAGCUAUUUUGAAGCUUUCCGAGUCUCUGGCUGAAAUCCCACGAACCCAUCAUGGUCACACUAGUUAUUUCAGCUUAUGAGAAGCUCAGCUGGGCAGCUGUGUAUGGUUUAGAUGAAUGAAAAUGGGAACGCCAUAGUGGUUACUUCUUAAGUGGGGCUUGGUAGGCCAGAGAUGUUAAAGCGACAGGUCUGUUGGGCUGGGAAGAUCGGCUCUGUCCAGCUCCUCUCUGCUGUGUGAGUCUGUGGAGCAUUGAACCAGCUCUCCAGGUCCCCGCAGAGCCUCUGCAUGAGCAGGUGGACCAGCCUGACCGGGUGGUGCCAGGCACUGUCUGCAGGCAGCCUGCACGGAGGGUCUUCGGUCACCAGUGAGAGUGAAGACAGAGUACUGACACCCCUGCUCAGUGCAAGUGGGACAGCGCCCCCCCAAGAUCUACCUCCUCGCCCCCUGCUGUCCCCGCAUUCGGCCUCAGCCUUGGCCAGUUGUCUGCUUCCUACCUUUGAUGUCUGUCCCCGCACACUGUGCACCAGCCAAAUUUUUUUUUUUCAAGCAUCACUUUGCACAUGUCACCACUCUCCUUAAAACCAACCUUCAGGGGUCUUCUGCACGUAAACCCCCAUUUUAACCAGCCUGGGUUACCUGCGCGAGCAAGCGUCUCGGUGUUCCCACCACGCCCAGAUGCACCCCACUCACGCCCAGCUUCUCUCAGCUCAUUUAUGCUGUUCUCACAUUUUUGAAUAUGCACUUUUUCUCUUCCUCCCCCACAUCUCCUUUCUUCCUUUUGACUGUGUAAUAUGGGGAUUAAGACCCCCUUUCUGAAGGGUUGACAGACUCUCACAAAACCAUGGUCAGACCAGGCAGGUACUUUCUUUGUAGGAAGUGUGAGCAGAGCCUUGUUCUUUCAGUUCAAAUUCUUUCACUGAUUUCUUAUGUAUUUUUAAAUCUUUUCAUUUAUUUAGGUUCUCAAACAGUGUGAUGUUAUAAGAGAUCAUCUUGGUAAUAUUUUAAUCGUCCUUGGUUUAGUUGUUUUUGUUUUAUUGUCUUACAUUUUUUCCUUCUUUUAGGAAGUGUUGAGUGUUGUAAAGCUCCAGUUCUUGGUUCUGUUUACUAAUUGAAUUGUUUGUCAAAGUGCAUGUAUUCUGCUCUUUUCUUUCUUUUUUUUUUGACUUAAUACUUUACAUUUCUAAGAUUAUUUAUAGUUAAUCAUUUUUAAUAUUUCUAGUAAAUGGGGGUACUUUAGCCUAUGAUUUUUUUCUUACAGUUACAGCUUUUUCUGCGCUCUGUAACGUUGACAUGUGUUGUCUUUUGCUGUUGUCCUUAGGACUUUCCCUUUGACCCAACUAUUAUUAUUGUUAUUGUUAUUAUUAAUUUAAUAUUUCCCAGUGAUGACUGCUGAGGUUAUGGCUGUUACUUCUUAUGGUAUGUGGUGGUGUCAACAUUUCUAAGUGUCCAUAGAACUUCUCUGGGCCUGAAUAUAUUAUCAGUUUUUAUAAGACAUUUGUGUACUCUCAAGAAACGUGUUUUUACUCCAUCAGUUCUAUUUGUUAAAUCAGUUUUUAUAUUAUUUUAUUCAAAUCCAUACUCUCUCUAACUUUACUUCAGAGUUCUUAACCUGGGGUCCAAGGACUGCCUGGGAGUCCAUGAGCAUGCAGGGGUUUCAGAGGUCGUGGAUGCCAGGGAUUGAACAAAGCUGUGUGGAUAUGUGCAUGCAUGAAUUAUUCUGGGAGGGGGGUCUGUAGCACUCACCACAUUUUGGAAGGGCUCUGUGACCCCAAAGUAGGUAAGAACACUCAUUUACCUAGUCAAAUCACAGUCUGAUUUUGUGUUUUUUUUCUUUACGUAUUUCUAUUUUGCUUUAAUUUCUGUUUCUAUUUUAUGUAUGUUGUUGCUUUGUUAGUUGUUCAGUUAUCUUCUUAAGAAAUAGGCAGGGUACAAAUGAUCAAGUAAUUACCAUAUUUGGGGCAUAUAUGUUUAAUAGUGACAUCUCGAAAAACUGUGCCUUUUAGUGCCCUCUUUGCCUCUUUUAAUGCUUCUAGCUUCAACUUCUCUUUUGCAAAUAUCAUAAUGGAAGCCCCUUGCUUUUUUUGAAUUUGCAUUUGCAUGAGAGUUUAUUUGGCUCGGCAUUUUAUUUUUAAAAUUUGUGUAUAUAUUUUGCUAUAUAUCUGUAACUUAUAAACAGCAAAUUGUUGGAUUUUGUUUUCUGAUUCUUUCUGUAAUUCUUCUCACAUAAGUUCUAUUAUUAACAUUAUU